Paramecium pentaurelia is the source of this 987-nucleotide messenger RNA. NCBI's taxonomy places the organism in Eukaryota, Ciliophora, Oligohymenophorea, Peniculida, Parameciidae. The record is from the annotation of a GenBank genome assembly.
AUGAAACGAUAAAAUUCUGCUAAUGUUACAGGGAGUCCAAGUCGAUAUUUCUCAACAACUUAAAAUUAAUUUACAGACAUACUUAAAUAGAUUACUUAAAAUUGCAACAAUAAACCAAUCAAAAAGCCAAGCAGUCCUAAUCCUAAUAGUCAAUUAUAAAAGAGAAUCAAAACUUAAACUAGUUGCUCAAAAAUACCAAAUUAAAACAGUUAAAAUAAAAAGGCUAGUUCUAGUGUACCUAAAAAUAGACUAGAAUAUUAUACAAUGCAAGAAUAAAUUGGAUCUGGUAAAUUUGGUAAAGUAUAUAAAUGUGUUUUGAAUUCAACUAAGAAGGUUUAUGCUAUAAAAAUGAUUGAUAAACAACAAUUAAAGAAGAAUUAAAUGAAUCAUUAGUUGUAAAGAGAAGUGACAAUUUAAUAAAUGUUAAAGCAUCCUAACAUAAUUCAGUUAAUCGAAUUUUUUGAGACUGCAACAAAUUAUUGUUUAGUAAUGGAAUAUGCAAAUGGAGGAACGUUAUUUUAAUCAUUGAUGAGAUAAAACAAUAAAAGAUAUUCAGAGCCUGCAGCAUCAAAUAUGAUAAAAUAAGUUGCCUUAGCAAUAUAAUAAAUGCAAAAGCAAUCCAUAAUUCAUAGAGAUCUAAAACCUGAAAACAUAUUAUGGUGUGAUGGAGUAUUGAAAAUUAGUGAUUUUGGUUGGUCAAUUUAAGAUAAAAAAGAAAGAGACACUCUCUGUGGAACAAUUGACUAUUUACCUCCUGAAAUGGUCUAUGGAUAAUCUUAUGAUAAUUCAAUAGAUUUGUGGUCAUUAGGUGUCUUAACUUUUGAAUUAACGACAGGUAAGACACCCUUUUAAAUUUAAGAAGGGUUUGCAUUAUAAUUUCCAGAUCAUUUGUCAGGAGAUGUAAAAGAUUUAAUGAAAGGAUUGUUGACUGAUAAAAAGAACAGGAAAUCCAUAGAUUGGGUAUUAAAUCAUGUUUGGUUAUGUUGA